CAUUACGCGACCAGUUACAAUUUUGCUAAAUCGUAAAUUCACCGGCGUGCUCCGGUUCUCGUGCAUUUCAAUGUCUGUAUGCGCUCAACGCUACAGCUUAAUUCAUUUAUAUUAAAGGUUUAAGGUAAAUUAGCUACAAUUGAGCACCGACAUUACAAAAUAAAUAAAAUUUCACCAACGUCCGUUACGACUUAGACAAACUCAACUUGGUUCGGAUGUGACGAGGUUAAUAUCGAGCGUACCCUUUAAAUAUAUUUUAGCGGCUUUCUCUCUGAGAGCCAGCUAGCUACUGCUUGCAUGUUGCUUUCCAUGCUAAAUGAAAUACUUAAUCUAUUCCGAAUAAAAACAAACCCACGCGGUUUUUAAUCUUCUGUGACAAAUUGCCACGAGGGGAAAUAUGAACAGUAGGCUGCAAGAGAUCCGCGAGAGGCAAAAACUAAGGCGGCAACUGUUAGCCCAACAGUUGGGGGCAGAAAGCGCUGACAGCAUUGGAGCUGUCCUUCACAGCAAGGAUGAAUUAAAGGAGAUCGAGGAAACCAGAGAAACUUGCAGGGCUUCAUAUGACAGCCUGCUCCCCUCUUCCAAAAGGAAGCAGCCGACAGAAGGAGAGGACACAGAGGAGGAUGUGGAGGAACAGAAAGAUGAGGUGGAAGUGCAGCAGCCAGAUGAGAGCUCUCCAUAUGAGGAAGUGUACAAAGAUUCCAGUACUUUCUUGAAGGGUACCCAGAGUCUGAACCCUCACAAUGAUUACUGUCAGCACUUUGUGGACACCGGACACAGACCACAAAACUUCAUAAGAGACGUCGGUUUGGCUGACCGAUUUGAAGAAUACCCCAAACUGCGGGAGUUGAUAAGACUCAAAGACGAGCUGAUCGCCAGCACCAACACCCCUCCCAUGUACCUCCAGGCUGAUCCAGAGCACUUUGACCUGCGGGAACUGAAGAGCCAGUUUGAUGUGAUUUUGCUUGAGCCUCCUUUAGAGGAAUAUUACAGAGAAUCAGGCAUCAGCCACACAGAGCGCUUUUGGACUUGGGAUGAUAUCAUGAGAUUAGAGAUUGAGGAGAUAUCGGACCUGCGCUCCUUCGUCUUCCUGUGGUGUGGCUCUGGGGAGGGACUGGACUUGGGCAGAAUGUGCCUGCGAAAAUGGGGGUUCAGGAGGUGUGAGGACAUCUGCUGGAUCAAGACCAAUAAGAACAAUCCUGGCAAGACCAAAGCCCUGGAUCCAAAGGCAGUCUUCCAGAGGACCAAGGAGCACUGCCUGAUGGGAAUCAAAGGAACAGUCCGCAGGAGUACGGAUGGAGACUUUAUCCAUGCCAAUGUGGAUAUUGACCUAAUCAUCACGGAGGAGCCAGAGAUGGGAAAUGUUGAAAAGCCCGUUGAGAUCUUUCACAUCAUCGAGCAUUUCUGUUUGGGCCGCAGAAGGCUGCAUUUGUUUGGGCGAGACUCGACCAUCAGACCAGGCUGGCUAACGGUUGGUCCUAAUUUGACAAACACCAACUUUAACCCAGAGACGUACGCGUCGCAUUUUGCUUCGCCCGACUCCUACCUGUCCGGCUGCACCGAGGAAAUCGAGAGGCUGCGGCCCAAGUCUCCCGUGAAGCUGAAGUCUGACCGUGGGGGCGGAGCGCCCAGAGGCGGACGUGGAGGACCAAAUGCUGGAAGGGGCGGAGACCGGGGACGAGAAAGAAACCGUCCAAAUUUCAGGGGUGACAGGGGGGGGUUCCGAGGAAGGGGAGGGCUACAUAGAGGGUUUCAACCUCGAUAGAGGAAGACUGAAGUAGUUACACAGGAUUUUGUUUUUCUUUUCUAUCACAGUUAAUGUGAAUAAACUUCUUAAUUCAUUGUGGUCUGGGUCAGACAUAUUAGGACCUAAAUAAACUUUUUUAUGCUAA
Messenger RNA from Oryzias latipes (Japanese medaka), 1892 nucleotides. RefSeq names its product methyltransferase 14, N6-adenosine-methyltransferase non-catalytic subunit. Gene Ontology annotation, cellular component: RNA N6-methyladenosine methyltransferase complex; nucleus. The record is from RefSeq and is a predicted model, not a curated record. Gene Ontology annotation, biological process: mRNA modification. Gene Ontology annotation, molecular function: mRNA binding. Lineage: Eukaryota; Metazoa; Chordata; Actinopteri; Beloniformes; Adrianichthyidae.